UUCAAUCGGGAGAGAGGGGAGGGAGAGAGAGAGAGAGAGAGGAGAGAGAGAGAGAGAGACUCAAAAUCAAUUCGACUCUUUCUCCCUCUCUACGCAUUAGCGUUAAUUGAUAUUCAUCUUUUUUUUUUUUUAAUUUUAAUUGACUGGAAAUCCAUCAAUUAUUGAUUGUGUUCGAGAUUGCACAGUAUGGGUUGCGCUGGAUCGCGCGAAAAAGGAAACGAAAAUUCUAAGAAGAUACGGAAGCCCAAGGCAUGGAAGCAUACGGAAGCAAUAACCAGAGCUCAAUUGGUAAAGAUGCGUGAGGAGUUUUGGGAUACUGCUCCACACUACGGUGGUCGAAAAGAGAUAUGGGAAGCACUUCGAGCAGCAGCCGAAGCAGAUUUAACUCUGGCACAAGCAAUUGUCGACAGUGCUGGUGUUAUCGUACAAAAUCCCGAUUUAACAACCUGCUACGAUGAGAGAGGUGCAAAGUACGAGCUGCCCAAAUACGUUCUGAGCGAGCCUACAAAUCUGAUCCACGAAAAUUGAAAAAAAAAAACCUGCGCAGACUGUAUAUUUCUGUAAAUUCAGUUUCCGUUUGUCGUUUUAUUUCGAAUUUUUCAUUACCAGUUUGCCGAACACAUUUUGUCAUUAACGUUUGUUUAAUUAGUUAAUCCUAAAAGGGGUUUGCAUGUGAUU
Molecule: messenger RNA, 678 nt
Organism: Erythranthe guttata (spotted monkey flower)
Lineage: Eukaryota; Viridiplantae; Streptophyta; Magnoliopsida; Lamiales; Phrymaceae
Source: RefSeq, a predicted model, not a curated record